Molecule: messenger RNA, 6450 nt
Organism: Gasterosteus aculeatus aculeatus (three-spined stickleback)
Lineage: Eukaryota; Metazoa; Chordata; Actinopteri; Perciformes; Gasterosteidae
Gene: akap1b
Product: A kinase (PRKA) anchor protein 1b
Cellular component (GO): membrane; mitochondrion
Molecular function (GO): protein kinase A regulatory subunit binding; RNA binding
Source: RefSeq, a predicted model, not a curated record
AGUUUAGUCCCCGUGGCGGAUGUGAUUCGGACCUAGGAGGCCGCCUGCACUCUGACGUAGUGACCAGGGCGCGGAUUGACAUGGGACAUCAUGUUACAUAGCCAUCAGAUCAACGUAAAGGAGGGCAUGUCUGAAAUAGACUAGUGCUCGUCAGUCUACACGUGGGGAAGAGAGAGUGACUUUCUUCAGGGACACGUUUGACAAACUCACUUGAUCAAUAUCGCUCUCAUCGUGGCGGCACCGAGGACCCUACAAUAUUGUGUCGCUGUUAAUGUCCUGAGGAAAUGCCGCUGAGGUUUCGUUCGGUCGUGCCCUACACACUGCCCGGAGUCCUUGCACUGAUUGGCUGGUGGUGGUACAUCUCGCGGAAGAAAGAGCGGCUUGUCAGCCUCGACAGCCCAAACGGGGCUCCAGCAACACCGGGUCUUACACCUCCAGCCGAGGUUAGCAACGGUUUGGUUGAGAAAGGGCCUAUAUCGCCCACAAAUGACACAGAAAGCCCCACGCACAGAGCUCCGAAGGUCAGUAACUUGAGAACAGAACAUGAUAAUUUUUCCCAAGUCCAUGGCACUGAAGCAGUACCCUCAAUCAAACUAAAUUCUGAGGAAGCUGCCCCUCCGCUUGGCAGAAUAAAACAAAAGGAAGUCCAUACACUCUCGGCCUUGACUCUUCUAUCACCUUGCAAAGAAGAUCGUCCGCAGAGGUUAUUGAAAGACAACAAAGACCUGGAGAGAAGAUCAACACCCUUUGUGGUAAAAGAGCAUGAGGACCACUUAGUUAUAGAUCCAUCUUCUGCUCCAGAAGUCCCAGUGGAAAGGGUCAUCUUGCCCUGCCAGUCUACCAAAGUCACCAGCCCCCCCCCCACAACAACACACCUUUCAGAUGCAGAGAGGCCAGAGCCUGAAGGGGAAGUCGCAAAGCACUACAGCACUGUUAAUAAAGAUGAGAUGGCUGUUUGUGCAGCCACCACGCCCAAAGUGCAGAGAGGUAUCCCUUCGGAGGCAGACUCUCUAGAGACACCCCCUUCAGCACGGGAUUUCCACCAACACAUUCUAACCAGCACACCUACCUCCCUGGCCGCAACCUCCACAGCCCUGAAAACGGUCGAAGACUGCAUCACCAUAUCACAGGCUGAAGAGGACACCCAGGCACCUGGUGGCCAUGGAGAGGAGCAGGAUCUGGAACUACUAGCAGCUGGACUAAUAACUGAGGUCAUCUCGGCAGCUACGCUGGAGAUCCUGGGUGUCACCAGCUGCCAAGUCACACAGCCCAGUUGCAGUAGCAGCACACCACUGGCUAGCAGCAGCCAGUGCUCCCAACAGGAGCAAACGGCAGCGCAGCAGCAGCACCACCAUCUACUGACUGCUCCCUCUCAGAGUGACAUUGAGUCUGGAGAGGCCAACGAGCAAGGGAUACCUAACGGAUGCUCCGCCACUCCAGUAUGGGAGCCUGUUGAGGUCAGUCACAGGGCUCAUCAGACUAACCAUGCACAGAAAGGCCACUGGCUAACACCCUCGCAUCAAGCAGCACAAAGUACCCUUUUGCCAAACAUGAAACUGAAAGGCGAUGAAGCAGCGCUGGCCGAGGAUUCGGCUUGUAGUACAUGCCACUCAGAGGAUGGCAUGAGCAACGAGGAGCCUCCGUACAGCAUGCCUGAAAACCAAAUUGAUGCAAUCCAGGUUACAGACUUGUUGGCAAAAGAAGCAACACCGCCUCAAUCCCUGGACACUGCCUCGGAAGAAGCUGAAGGAAUCUCACUGGAAGCUGUGUGCGAGAUUAAGCGGCUCAAUGGAAUGGGCCUGAGAAAUGGAGCUCACGGGACAUGUGAGGGGGAGACGGACCAGUCUGGAGGAUCUGACGUGAACAGCAUGGACUCUGUGGACAGCGGCUGCACUAUGGGUGCUGGGGAGGGCCAGACCAACCACGCUGCCUCUUCCAGCGCCGAGCUCGUCGUCUGGGAGAUUGAGGUGCCGAAGCAUCUUGUAGGGCGGUUAAUAGGGAAGCAGGGAAGAUACGUGAGUUUCCUGAAGCAGAACUCUGGUGCAAAGAUCUACAUCUCCACCCUGCCUUAUACACAGGAGUUCCAGAUCUGCCACAUAGAGGGUACGCAGCAGCAGGUUGACAAAGCCCUGUCCCUGAUUGGAAAGAAGUUUAAGGAUCUGGACUUGACCAAUCUAUAUGCACCGCCGCCACCCGCACUAACAUUGCCAUCACUUCCUAUGACGUCCUGGCUCCUGCUCCCCAGUGGAGUGACCGUGGAAGUGAUAGUGGUGAACAUCGUGUCAGCCGGUCACGUCUUUGUCCAGCAGCACACCCAUCCCACUUACCACGCUCUGCGGAGCCUCGACCAGCAGAUGUUCCUCUGCUACUCGCAGCCGGGCACCCCUGCCCUCCCCUCACCGGCUGAAGUCGGUGUGAUCUGUGCAGCUCCGGCGGCGGAGGAAGCCUGGUGGAGAGCUCAGGUCAUCACUUUCUAUAAGGAAACCAAUGAAGUGGAGAUCCGAUACGUUGACUAUGGAGGCUACGACCGAGUCAAGAUCGACUCGCUACGGCAAAUACGGUCUGAUUUUGUAACACUACCAUUUCAAGGGGCUGAAGUAUUGCUUGACAACAUCGCCCCUCUUCCAGGAGAGGAUCGUUUUUCACCGGAGGCCACAGCAGCAUUGGAGGAGAUGACCAGAGGAGUGGCCUUGCUUGCACAGGUCUCGAACUACGAUAACAACACAGGCCUCCCUCUGGUCCAUCUGUGGAACAUGGUCGGAGAAGAGGUGGUUUCGGUGAACCGUACGCUAGCAGAGAGGGGCCUGGGGGUUUGGCUGGAUGGAUUCUGAACAUCAACAUGCUCUGAACACACCCCACCCAGCCAGUUUUCUUGUGAACAGCUGUCUUGGACCCGUGUCUUCUUGAGGUCCCAGCGCCACCAGACACAGCGGUGGAUCUAAGAUUGUUCGUUUUUUUUUCCUUUCCUUUCAUUGCUUUUUUUUUUUUCUUUUUUCUUUUCCUUUUUUUCAUUUUUUUUUUUCAGACACCUUAUUUCUUUGGAAAAGAAAUUAAAAGUUAUUUUCAGGCAUAAUCUGCGACAGCACUGCUUCAAAAUAAGAUGACCUCUCCUUGUUCUUGUACUCAAUGAACUUAAAGAAGGAAAAGAACAGGUACUUGUAAAAAAAAUAAUAAUAAUAAUAACAUUUUUUUAAAUCUAUAUUGUAACUAAAUAAAGGUUCAGCCAAUAUUUUUGUCCACCCACAUCCCACUUAAUGUUUUGCCCUGGGCAUUUGCUCACUGACGUGAUCAUCGUGCUGUAUGGAGGCACGAAUGCCUCUGUUGACACAAUUACGUUUUAUUGGCACGUCAGUCAGCGUUGUCUGUAGGUUACUACAUUUCAAAGGAAACUCCUUUUGAUAUUUGGGCUUCUUCUCUGGAUAGAAUGAGGAGGAUGGGCCAAAAAGGCUGAGUGACAGCAGGGCAAAGAGGAGGCGAGGCCCGAGGCUGGUCCCUGGUGGAGCACCCAGCAGUGUUGCAUCAAGAGACAUGGACUUCUCUGGGGUGUCCAUCCAGAGCUGCUGCUGCUCCUCCUCCAACCAGAACAGAACUGGUUGCCUUUACACCACCUUUCUCCACCAGCUUGCACUGUCGUUUUGAAAAGGCAGGAAUUUUAACCCACCAGAAAUGCAGUUGAACAAUAUUUCAUAUUGAAGCUCAAAGCAAGAUUUCAUUAACUCAAUAAUUCCUGACGGCAUGUCACCGAGCCGACAGGAGGCUGAUGAUGCAGAUCGUUACGGAGGGGCUGUUUGUUAGACUCCACUCGCUUCGUGUGACCACCUCCAAAUCCUAUCCCCACAGUAUAGAAUAUUAAAAAAAAAUGUCUACUACAGAAACUACUUAAAAUAUUAACGGCACACUUACUUAUUCGGUGUUAUUUAAAUUCUAAAACAAACAACUUUUAAGGCUAAAGGAAAGCGAAGCAGCUUUGUUUGGGUAGCCUCAUCUUCCUGAAUGUUUCAUGGAUGUGUCAUCUGGUCUAAUAACGCUAACGAAGUGGAUUUCUUUUAGCUGGGGUGCCGCGUUCAAACAAUGUUAGUGAGUUUUCAGUCUGCUCUAUACAUGGGCUAAACUCAGACAUGGAAAAGGAACAGUACACAGUAAGUUUGCAGUGCAGCUUGUCACCAUUGACCCAAUAUACAGUCUAUCAGCCCAGGAGCGCUGCUGCUCUCUGCGCCUCACCACAGACAGCAGAGCCUUGUUCUUCACCUGGAUGAGAGGAUUUACCACUACUUUGGCCUAAAGAUGAGGUGGGUCAUUGUCGUAGCGACAAGUCCUCUGACCCAAACCUGAAAUCGGUUGAUUUAAUUCAGAUAUUGAGGGGCCAGGCAUAACUCGUUGAUGCAAUCUGAGAUAAUCGCCUUCACUGAGCCUAUUGUAGGGUAUCGUUAACCUCAUUGAAGCAUCGAGGCAGCAAAAUAAAUGUUUUGAGUAGAGCUGUAUAUCCUGAAGAUAAUACAAUUUGAAAUAUAAGCAUAUAAGUUAGUGUUGGAAUUCUUUAAAUUAAAACUGAUGCACACAAGUUCAAAGUAAUGGCUGCUUGUCCGCUCCAUCUGAUUAUAGGUGCUGGUUUCUAAUAAAGACACCGUCAUGUUAAUGUGAGCCAAAGUGCUGUAUUAAGAGUGUAAAUGCAUCAACACUAUGGCAAUUACUUCAGUAAAGUGGACUGUUUAUUGUGAAAUACACUACCGUUUGUUAGAAGCCCACUUUUGACCCAUAGUGGCUACAACAAUGUGAAUAUUAGUCGAUAGAAAUCUGAGCGCGUAUUACUUACUGAAGCCUUUGUUAAUCAAAGCCAGGAUCCUGUCGGAGGGAUCACUCCUUUUCCUGUCAUUGGCCACUAAUCCCACUUUGUGACAAAGGACCUGGAAACCUUUCUUGUUCUUCAGAAUAAUCUUGAUAUGGUUGAAAUCAUACAUUUCAUCAAAGGCAAGCGGUCUUCAUUUUAGAAUAAGAGCGCGGUCUCACUCAAUAGUGUAAUCCAAGAUGAACAAAUCAAUUGUUUUGCUGUGUUUGACAAGUGUAGGGGAGACCAUUAUAGCUGGCUUUCCUCAUGUCGGAGUGCUGUUUAUUAUGAAAGCCUUACUGCAUUUUCUUCAACCCGAUGAACAUAAAUCUGGUCAGAUUAAUUGAAACCCUCCCAAUCUACAGUGAAGAGAACUGCGGUAUAGGAACGUUGGAUAGCCUUGCUAAUCACUGUGUUAGAGUAUAAAUUAGAUUGAUCUAGCAGUUCUGUAAUGUUGCUUUAUGUAACGGCCCUCUGGAUUAGCUAAACUAAAUUUGAAGAACAAGGUCCCGGUGAGCAGGGAGACUCCCAGUUCUAUAACAUGCUCCUUUUCUAUUCUGUCUGUAUCCGAAUAUCCCUUUUGCUCCUGGAGUAGAAUCAUAAUGUUCAUCCAGUGUCACAAAGUCAGACCUUUCCUGUCUUUACACGUCAGUGUUCAAUGGAGCCCAAAGAGGCUGAACAACCUUGUGAGGAAUUCAUUUCCAACACCACUGUAAUUCUAAAUGGCAUAAACUCCAUUCUUGUUUUUUUAUUUUUAUUAAGUCUCUUUUCAAUGAAAAAGAAAAACACUGUUACCCGAGCAAUAAGGCAGCUUUAUUUAGAUAUUGAAGGACAGAGUGUGCAGUAGGGUGGGCUUUAAGUGCUCCAUGUAACACUACUACAAAGAGAGAAUGUUUUCUGCACAACAUAACACAAGUAAACAACACUUUAAAAACUCAUCAAUAAUGCAUUGUGUCAAUAAUUUAUCUCAGGAAUGGUUGAUUAGAUGGUGGGUUAAGGACCCAAAAUACCCAAGGGCAGCUGAUGGAGUAAAGGAUGAGUGGGAUUAAACCAAGAGAAUUAAAUUCUAUGGGAAAUUAGGCAUUUUGACAAAGAAUAACAUCUAUAUUUUUGAGUUCUUGAAGGAGUCUAGAAGUCGGUGCUGGAAUCGGAGCAGUAGCCAUAUUGUCUCUUGUUGGGUUGUGAGCGUACUUCCUCUCUGUUUCAAAUCGGUUUGAUCCUGUCUGUCCCCCUUUUUUAAACCAGAUAAAGAACCUCACCAAACCUUAAAACAUUGUUUUAAUCCAACUAGAGUUUUGUUCAUUUCUCUGUAAAUAAGAUAUUUGACUGUACUUUUCUAUGGCACUGGAGAGAAAAAGGUAUAAAGGGAUCAUUAUUGGUAUUUUUUUUUUGUUUGGUUUGUUCUGGUUCAUCCUGCCUCCCCUUUUUCAAUCAAUGUUCUCAAGCUGUGAGAUACGUGUUUGCAUAGCUAGACAAGUCAUCAUUUGAUUAUUUAAUUGGGUGUAAAGGUUGUCUGCCCUAAAGCAUUUAACAUGUACAGACCAGUUUUGCUAGGCUCAUCUGAAGUUUGAUUUGUUGAUUGUACAGAUCUAUUAAAGGAAUAAAAUAAAGUUAUUGAAAGUGUC